Lacerta agilis (Sand lizard) is the source of this 620-nucleotide messenger RNA. RefSeq names its product cilia- and flagella-associated protein 61-like. Bases 18 to 620 code for a protein of 200 amino acids. The transcript is spliced from 5 exons. Lineage: Eukaryota; Metazoa; Chordata; Lepidosauria; Squamata; Lacertidae. The record is from RefSeq and is a predicted model, not a curated record.
GAUAUUUAGUGCAAAUCAUGAAUCAUUUUCAGAAUAUUUUAUUGUCUUCAGGGAUAGACUUAGCAACUGCUUUUUCACCAGUGGAGAGCAUAGCAGGUGCAACGUGGGAUUCCGAAUGUAAUUUAUAUGUGUCACACAGGCACCAAUAUUGUCCCCAGCUGUAUGUCCGCUGUGCCAGAGUGGAAGACCAUGAUGAUCUCACCCCUAUCUUUGCACGCCACAAUGAUACCCUGAGAAAAACCUAUGGAGAUUACUUCCUUGCUGAACUGAUAGAAGCACAAGAUGAAGAGAAUCGUGCUGUAGUUUGUGAGGAUGAUGGCAUGGCAGUGGGCUUCAUGAGUGUAUGUUCUGAAGUGAGUAUACAGUUGCUUCACGACUGUUUUGACUUGGGUCCCUUCCACGGACUAUGUAAACCACACCCAGAUGACAUUCUUAAGCCACCACGGAAGCCAAGUGACACAGCUGAUGAAACCAGUGUAACAAGUCAAAAGAAGAAACGGGAGAUACAGAGAGUGAGCUCUGUGAUUCAGAAAGAGAAGCAUGUUUUCCAUGAUAAUAUGCAGAGUAAGGCACCCAGCUGCCUGAGUCUCCCAAGUUCCUUGGCCCCUUAUAAAGACUGA